Manis javanica (Malayan pangolin) is the source of this 3611-nucleotide messenger RNA. It is a transcript of the gene MTRFR, whose product is annotated as mitochondrial translation release factor in rescue. Gene Ontology annotation, molecular function: translation release factor activity. NCBI's taxonomy places the organism in Eukaryota, Metazoa, Chordata, Mammalia, Pholidota, Manidae. The record is from RefSeq and is a predicted model, not a curated record. Gene Ontology annotation, biological process: translational termination. Gene Ontology annotation, cellular component: mitochondrion.
UCUGUACAUGCUGUCCACCCGUGGCAUUUAUCCAUUUAGGGUUGUCUUGCAUUUCUCUUUUAUGCUCCAGGCUCUUCAGGCUCCCAGAGGCCAGUGCCUGACACAUAGAUGUUGAAUAUAUAUCCAUUGAACAAAUUAACAACAAUCCCUUUUGUAAAGGUCUCAUACCUAUUAUCUCUGACUUGACCAAGUGAGAAGGGACAAUGAGAGAGGCUUUAAUGAACUGCAGUCAGCUGCUUAGUGCAGAAGCUGUCAUCAAAGGAAAAGCAGAGCUGGGGGCAGUCAGGGUGGAGAACCAGCCCUGAAUUGAAGCUCACACUCACAGAAAGGAAGUAGGGCAUCUGUCAUGAUUGCUGGCUUCCCUUUACUAGCACUUCUUGCUAGCAUUUUUCUUUUUUUUUUAAUGUCACAGUGAGCUCUAAUUUGAGCUGCUUUUAUUGUUCCCCAAAGACUUUGGGUAUCACAAAAACUGAAAUCCAAUCCGUAUUCUUCUUUGGCCUUUGGGGAAGUGGAACCUGGGUGUGUUUGUCAUUUUUAGCAGUCAUUGGAGUAGAGCCAAACCUCCAGGAGACACUAAAAGUAUUAAGAAUUGUUCGAUUGGUUGUUGGAAUUAGCUGUUAAACAAAGUGGCCAGUAACUGAAUGCUGGGGACCUUCUUGAACUCCAGUUGGGUGGGAGACCUUCCAGUGUGUGUGUCAGCUCUGAACUAGGACAGAAAGGUAGAGAUUGGAAACAGUGGGCUGGUGACAAAGCAGCUGAUAAAAGCACUCUCCUCUCCCUCUUUGUCUGGGAGUUUCGUCUUGUCUCCAGCUUGCUUCCUUUCUUUGUCCCUGCACUGUAUUCCAAUGCUGUCCUCCCGGUCAGAUUUACUGAUGAGCGGAAGAGAAACCCUGGGGGAGGCACUGGGCUUGUGUUCCAUAAUGGAAAUAAUCCAGGGCCUAGCUGCUGUCUGGUACACAAAGGAAUUGUGUUCUGUGGGUUGAAAGUAGAAACGAGAAGGGAAAUCUUGCACAUUGACUUAGUCUCGUUCACUUCAUCGUCUGUAGGGGAGUAGAUUAUUUGUUGUAGAGAAUUCAGAGAAAGUGCCUGGGUUUAUCUUUUCCUGAGCAUACUUCUGAAAUAUUUCACACACAACAAACAAAACCAAUUUUUAAAGCACCACUUAGAUUGACACACUGUUUCAAAACAUAUCCCUUCCCAGCCUUAGAGCACCACCACCACCUUACUUAAUCAUUCACUGGAACUGACAGAACACACUGAGUGCUGUGCUUUUCAGAAAGAAGGUAGGAAUUUAGACCAUAUCAGUCAUAGAAUUGAAACCUACCACUGGUGUAAGGCUUGAAAAGUAUAUUUCAUUAUAUUUAUUUUCCGUAGAAAUAUAGAAAUAAAGAAUAUUUUCAUUCUAAAGAUGACCAAUGUCAUCUUAGCAUUAGCUAAAAUACUAAGAUGGACACAUAAAUUUAAAAUAACCAAAAAUGCCCAUAUUUGCAAGGAAGUAAUGUCUAAUAGCAUGCAUCUACAUUAAGCUUCCUUGGUGUUUAUCUAAAGAUAGUGUGGGCUCAGUAGAUGUUAGCAGUCAAAAAUGAUGGUGGGUAAAAGGCAAAUGAGUUGAGAGCAGACCUGGUGGUUAUUUGGUGUACAUUUUAAGUUAUUUUUUACCUGGGAUGUUAGCUUAGGUGUAUUCUAUUCGUACAUGUUAGAAGCCAGUUGCCAUGAGCUAGAAUUUACAGGGUUUCAAAUGGUAAGAGCAGCUAUUUAGAGCCUCAUAGGAAGCAACUGUUAAAAAGGGCAGUACAUCUGUUUUUAGUGCCCACUAAUCCUCAAUCAAGAAGCAUUAAACAACUGGCACAUUGCUAGUUCCCAUAAUCUACCUGAGUAAUAGCGAUUUUGCUAAAAAUUAAGUCUCAUGCCUUCAAAGGUAUCACGAAAAGCCCUUCCCAGAAUACUUUUUUCUCUGAUCUUUAAGCCUGUGUGGGAGGAAGAGCUUAUUCACCCAUUUUCCAGAUGAGACAACAGGCCCAGGUUGUGACUUGCCCCUAUUCACAUAGGGCAUAACAUAGAUUUUUGAAAAGCACUGACACCUUUCAGACCCUCUUGCCUUCUUCCCUGUGAAAAAAGCAAAGGCUGCAGGAGUCGCUGUGCCCUCAUAGCUGUCACUCCCUAUAGAUCUGUCUUCUUAGUCGUUUCAACCGUAUGCUACAUUUUGAGUAUUUAAAUCUUACUGUUAAAUAUUGCUUUCUUUUUUUUUAAUGUCUUCUCUCUGACUAGACUAUAAACGCCCUGAAGACAGAGGCUAGCUAGCUCUUUUUCACCUCCUAUUGCUUCCUAUACCUUGUAUGGAUGGCAUUUUGAACCUAACAGGCCCUUAAUAAAAACCCGUUGAUUUGGUAGCUCUAAACAGCGAGUGCCAGUUGGAUCCUGUUACUGGCAGCACGUCUCAGGGAACAGAUGUUCCUGUUCAAAUCCAUGAAACUGGAAACAUUAAAAACAACAGUCAUGACGUUGAUUGAUAGUGAUAUUCACUGUGUCAGACUGUUUAAGCUCAGCUAUAAAAUAGACUCUCACAUAUUGUCGUCUUUACAUUUUGAUUUCAAAGACUCUCAAACGUUUAAACAAUGUCACUUGACUUAGAUCCUAAUUCUUGCUUCAUGUGCUAUUUAAUAUUUCUUUAUCAAAUUAUGCCCCUGUCCUUUUUAAUUUCACACUCACAAUCUCUUGUUCCUGAGAAAACAGCACCUCUGGGUGCUUUAAGAUAUUUUUGUUCGUUGUAAGAAAAUAUCAGCUGGCCGGGCAUGUACUGCUGAGAACACAGAUGUGGCAGAGCUGGAGAGAGGUGUACAGUGAAUGAUCUGUCCUCACUAAUUCCCUCAAAACUGUACCCAGCAGGUCCUGAACAAGCAGAGCCACUCUCUAUGAGCACCAUGGGUUUAUUUCAUUUUCCUACACCACUGACCAGAAUAUGCACAGUGCUGUGGGGACUUUGGCUUAGGGAGAAGCCAGCAUUGUUAUCCCCAGGAAUAGCAGUCACUCCAGUCCAGAUGGCAGGCAAGAAGGACUGCCCUGCUCUGCUCUCCCUGGAUGAAAGUGAGCUUGAGGAGCAGUUUGUGAAAGGACACGGUCCAGGCGGCCAGGCAACCAACAAAACGAACAACUGUGUGGUGCUGAAGCACAUCCCCUCGGGGGUUGUCGUCAAGUGCCAUCAGACGAGAUCAGUUGAUCAAAACAGGAAGCUAGCUCGGAAAAUCCUUCAGGAGAAAGUGGAUGUUUUCUACAAUGGUGAAAACAGUCUUGUCUACAAGGAAAAACGAGAGGCAGAGAAGAAAAAGCAAGAAAGGAAGAAAAGAGCAAAGGAAACCCUAGAAAAAAAGAAAGUCCUUAAAGAACUCUGGGAAUCAAGUAAACAUCUCCAUGGAGAAGGAACUGCAGAUUCUGAAGAGUCUGCCAGGCCUUCCAAGGGAUAAUGGUGGUCAGUUCCAUCACCAGUGCAGUCACAGAGCUUUGAAAGAACAAUUUUUGAUGGAUCUAAAAGACUUCACAUUUUUUUAAACUGUAAUGAAUAGAGAUGCACACUUCAAGAAUAAAACUAUAAGGAAAUACAAGCUCUGAAAAAA